AUGAAGUAUGUUAUUCAUAGGGCCUUGCCAGCAUUGUAUGAUAGUCAGAAAGCCAUUGAACUUGCUUACAUUGCUAGUUGCUGCGAGUCUACUCUUCAAGGUGAAGCAAUGAUAUACUUGGAGACAUUGUUUUUGAGCAGCAAGUCUGAUGAUAAACAAAUCAGUUUUGGCACACAGGGAUUCAUAGAAACCUUAUUGUUUGGAAAACUGUCCUUGGAGUCAGAACUGUCAGAUGCCUUGGGUGAAAAAAAAGAUGCUCCUGUUAUCACACAAAGACUGUGUGUUUUGUAUGUCAUGGUUUUGAGUGAUAUGAUUGUCACCUGCAGAAAUCCAAAUGAGAUGAAGCAAUGUGAUAUCCACCUCAGCACAAUAAUAGCCAGAAACACAAAAUUUGGGAAAGCUGCUAAUGAACUUCAAGCCUUUAUAGAAGAUGCCAGCAAUAAACCAUGUUCUCAGAUGAAGAGAACCAUCUCUGAGUUCAUGAAGCCAGACAAAGCAGAUCUAGGAGCUCAGCUGUGCCAGGAAAAUUUAGUCAUACAAACCUGUGUUAUUAUGGAAACUAUGAAACAGAUUUUCAAGUCUCGGAAUGUCAAGCAGUUAAAACUGCUCUUUGAUUAUAUGAGUAAAAAAAUUGAUGAACCGAAGAAGAAAUUCUUGUCACAAUCCAUCAGUUUGACUCUCUUGUUACGGUGCCUCACCAUUUUCCUGACCUUUGGGCUGAAAAAUGCCAAACAUCAAGAUCUGCAGGAAAUUUACAAUCAGUCCCUUGAAAUCAUCAGAGCAUAUUUAGAAUGGAACUCCACAGAAGAUAUGUACAGAUUCAUGCAGAUUUUGCUCUUUUACAACAAUCCUGUAAUUCAGAAGAGAAUCUUCAAGUCUGAAAGUAAUGUUGAUGGAAAUGUAACAUCUGGUUAUGAUAAGGAACAGCUACCCUAUUUGAUGAAUCACAUAGAGAAGUUACUUACUCCUUUGCUGGUUAUUGAGAGAAAUGAGAUGGACAAGCCUGAACUCAAGACAAAAUGCAUUGAGGAUGCGUGGAAAAUAAUGAAGGCCAAAUUCAGUGGUCAGGAAGUUUUAGUUCAUGUGCACAUUCCUGAUGUCAGAAGUCACAGAUUUAAAAAUGAGACAGGAUGUAGAGAAGAUUUUUACUCUAAUGAGAUGAAAGUGCUGCAAAAGUUACAGCACAAAAACAUCAUCAAAAUGUUUGCUUUUCAAGACAGCCAUGUUCCAUUGUUUUAUGUUGUGGAACAUAUACAGAUCAAUUUGCAGACGGCAUUGAAAUACAAGAGAGAUAACCAGGAUUUCUACCACCCGACCACCUUGUUCAAGUUCUUGUCUGAUGCCUUGUCUGCUGUGGAGUACUGUCAUAGCAAGCUACAUGUCCACUGUAACCUGACCUGUGAAAGUUUACUUAUAGUAGCUGACAAUCAGGCCAAGUUGUGUGGGUUUCACUUAUGCCUUGAACUUGUUGAUGGUCGAGGAAAAAUUGACAAGAAAAACUUUAAGAAAGCAUUGAUUCCCACCAACUGGUCUGCCCCUGAAUCUUUAAGUGAAGCAGAAUACACCAUAGCCUCAGACAUUUGGAUGUUUGGUCAUUUGAUGUAUGAGGUGCUAACCCAUGGACAGUUGCCAUAUUCACAAAUACAAAAUGUUGAAGAUUUGUCAAAAAAGAUUGUAUGUGGCACAGUCAGUCUGCCUGAAAAUCCUUCUUUCAAAACAGAACAUUAUCGCUUAAUAUGCGAAUGUGCUGCCUACGAACCUAGUGAACGUGCCAGUGUAACUAAAAUUAAAACGCAGCUUAUCCAGUUUCUUUAUGACUAUGAAAAAACUCCUUCAUCUCAGACUUCACUCUACUCAUUUGACAGCUCUUACAAGCAGUCAACAGAAAAUGAAAAGGGAAUGCCAGGCUUGCCAUCUUCCAAAUUUGUUGAAGAUCAAGAACGUGGGGUUGAAAUUGUUCGUGUGGAUAUCUCUGACACUUUGAUCAGGUUAACCUAUGCAGAUGUUUACAUCUUCAGAGAGAAAAUUGUCCAUGAAGUCACACUGAGUCUGGAAAUCAGAGUUGAGGAUGGUAAAUUAAAUGACAUACUGCCAGGAAUCCGCAUAUAUCAGCAUCCCAAUGAAGCGCACCAUAUU
Molecule: messenger RNA, 2136 nt
Organism: Candidula unifasciata
Lineage: Eukaryota; Metazoa; Mollusca; Gastropoda; Stylommatophora; Geomitridae
Source: the annotation of a GenBank genome assembly